This is a messenger RNA of Musca domestica (house fly), 2123 nucleotides long. It is a transcript of the gene sll, whose product is annotated as adenosine 3'-phospho 5'-phosphosulfate transporter 1. The record is from RefSeq and is a predicted model, not a curated record. NCBI's taxonomy places the organism in Eukaryota, Metazoa, Arthropoda, Insecta, Diptera, Muscidae. Gene Ontology annotation, biological process: transmembrane transport. The transcript is spliced from 6 exons. Gene Ontology annotation, molecular function: 3'-phosphoadenosine 5'-phosphosulfate transmembrane transporter activity. The coding region runs from base 333 to 1742 and encodes 469 amino acids. Gene Ontology annotation, cellular component: endoplasmic reticulum membrane; Golgi membrane.
ACCUUGCUGCCAACAUUCACGUAUUCUCUACUGGUAUGCCCUACCAAACUAGAGAUAAACAUAUGUAGACGCAUUAUGCUUUGAGAACGGUUAAUGAACUUUCUUACAACAACACACCAACAAGUCACAACCUCUUGACUCUGACCAAAAGAACAACAACGAGUUAAGAAUAGCUGAACAUGCGAAAUAUGAAAGGCCUGAGGCGAUUGCCCAAGUCAGCAUUAAUUAGAUAAACUAACUCAACUAUUGAAACGCCUGAGCCGCCAGUACGUGUAACCAGAGGCAACAACAAGAAACAGGCACAAGUAUCAGGCUAUUAAAUCUUUUCAAACAUGUCUAACAGGGCGCCUGAUAUAAUAAUAUGCGGGUUCUUCGUUCUGACGUUACUUGUAAUCCAUUUCUUUUCCGAUAUACUGAGAACAGCUUUAGGUGGAAAUUAUGAUACACACAGGACUUUGUCACAACUGGUGGAUGCCCAAGCUAAGGAAUACUCAUGGAUUUUAAAACUACUUGUUAAUUGUUUUGGAUAUAGCUGCGUCUUUGUUCCUGGUUUUCUCAUUUACAAAUAUGUACAGCGCACAAAUUACUUGGAAAAAAGUGAUAAAACUUAUAUACAUGCUGCGGUUAGCAUGUGUAUCAAUGGAAAUACAGGUUUCGAUGGGGAACGCGACGAGCCGUUGCAAAAAGCGGGCGUGGAAUCGGUUGUGGCUGGACCAUCUCCACCCGCCCAAAAGUCUACUCCCCCAAAGCGAACUACAUCGCAAGAGGCUAUUUUACUGAUUUGGUGUUUUGGUGGUCUGAUGGUGUCCUAUUUAACCUGGGGUGUACUGCAGGAAAAAAUAAUGACCCAGGAAUACUACAAUUUCGAAGGAGUGAAAUCUCAUUUUAAGGAUUCGCAAUUUUUAGUAUUCUCUAAUCGAUUUUUAGCCUUUAUUGUCGCCUCCAUCGUUUUGCAAUAUAAACGACCAAUGACGCGACAUAGGGCUCCACUCUACAAGUACUCGUUUGCAUCGUUUUCGAAUAUUAUGAGUGCUUGGUUCCAAUAUGAGGCUUUAAAGUUCGUUAACUUCCCCACCCAAGUGUUGGCCAAGUCCUGUAAAAUAAUACCUGUGAUGUUGAUGGGCAAAAUACUGUCUAAAAAUAAGUACCAAUGUUACGAAUAUUUUACUGCAGUUCUUAUAUCGUUGGGUAUGGUGUUUUUCAUGAUGGGUUCUGCGAAUAGCGAUAAAUCGAAUGGUGUCACCACCAUGACGGGGAUUGUGCUGCUGGCAAUGUACAUGAUUUUUGAUAGUUUUACUGCCAAUUGGCAAGGUGACCUAUUUAAGGCAUACGCCAUGACUCCGCUGCAAAUGAUGUGUGGAGUGAAUUUAUUUUCGACAAUUUUUACAGCUGCUUCCUUAAGUGUACAAGGUGGUUUCAUGGACUCCCUUACAUUUGCCACGGAGCACCCAAAAUUUGUGUUUGAUAUUGUUGUGCUGUCAAUAAGUUCGGCAGUGGGCCAAUUGUUUAUUUUCUACACAAUAUCAGUCUUUGGACCAGUUGUGUUUACCAUAAUAAUGACGUUGCGACAGGCCACAGCUAUCUUACUUUCCUGCCUCAUUUAUCAUCACAGCAUCUCUGUUUUGGGAAUUCUGGGAGUUAUGGUUGUGUUCGUUGCCAUUUUCAUUCGUGUCUACUGCAACCAACGCUUGAAGCAAAUGCGUAAACGCGCUGAGGCACACAAGCCUAAAAUGGCUGUCUAGUAAAGAAAUAUUUACUAAUAGAAAAUAAGUUUUCUGUUUAUACAUAUUGAUUUCAACUUUUACAUAUGGAUCACUGUCGCUUCCCCUUUGUUACGAUGACGUAUUUACGAAUGAAAAGAAUAGAAUUUUAUUUAGACAUGUAUUGUUUAAGUCCUCUUUGCCACUGAAUCGCUCAAUUUAGGUGCUAAGAUGUUAAUACUUAAAUUAAUAUAUAAAUGUGCAUUAAAAAUUGUACAUAGUUUUAAUAUGUAUGUAGAUAUUUUUACAUGUAUCACUAGUUUUAGUAUGAGCCCCAAUCUACUCUAAUAUUGUUAAAAUAAACGAAUGCAAGCAAAUAAAUUUUUGUUUGCUGUUUUUCUCGAUUUCUUCAGGGAAGUUCAA